UGCACGACGUCUCACGAGCAGCAGUCAGGCAGGACAACGUUCCGAUAGUCGGUCGGUCGAGUCGAGUUGUUUUGGUAUCGACCGCGCGCGCUCUCGAAGUAAAAGUCGCUCGGAAGGACGAACGACAGCAGACAGGAUAGGGAAAGGACAGCCCAGCCAGGCCCACCCAUCAUCCGCGCCACCCGAGGCAAGAGCGCGCGCCUUUGGUUUCGGUUCCUAUUGAGAGCGAAAGGUCGUCGUGCAACUAGCAUUUGUAGCAGCAGUCAGGACAGGGAGGCAAACGUGGACGGUAGCAUUUGGGCAAACUUUCUUCGCCAUAAACCAAUUGUUGAAAAUGUGCGCACCAAAGUGUCUAGUACCAAGAACUGUGACAAACUUGUGGGGAAAAGUUUUAAGUUUUUCCGGUCCAAUCUAGGAGCGAAGGUGACGUUUCACCACGGGGUUUACGUAAGCGUUUUUCGGUGAAUUGGAUUGGAAUCUAAGUGCUGCUACGGGGCAGUUUGAAAAAUAGGAAAAUUUCCCUGCCAGACUGCACGAGAACAUGGCAGAAGAUUUAUCGAUCAAUAAAAAUAAGAUCUGUUCUUCUUUGCGUUACAACAACAACGACAUCUGUAGGCUGUGCUUGAAGAAUGAAACCCAUAUGGAGCCGUUGUUCUACACGAAUCUAUUUCCGAACAUUUUGCUCACCAAAAAGAUUUACGACUGUACCGCGAUACAGAUAAUUUACGAGCGCAACCUGCCGAUGUUCGUAUGCAAACUGUGCGCCAAUAAGCUGGAUGAGUUCGUACGAUUCCGAGAACGCUGUGUGGCUAAUGACGAGUUUCUACGAAACGCUCUGGCAUUUUUCGAUGCAGGUCAACACAACUUUAAACAGGAACAAUACCAGGAAGAGGUCAAACAAGAGCUAAUACCCGUAGCCCAUCAACAACAGCCACAUCAAACAAAUGUCCACGUGACUCCGAUAGAUUUCCGGCAAUCUAAACCCAUAGAAACUGCACCGGUAUACGAGAAUCCAAAAUCGGAAGACGAUGACCACAUUGACCAGGAACAGCUGGUUUGCGAACAGUGCAAUUUCGUGGCUGAAGAUGAAAAUUCUCUGCGUACACAUGCCAAACAGCACCACGACGACAAACCUUACGUUUGCACCAUUUGCUCCAAGUCGUUUAAAAUCCGGCAACACCUACUUAUUCACAGUCACACCCACGUAGAACUGCAGCAGAAAUCCCCAGCUGCAGAUCAACAGCCUACACCGGACUCUAAACCUACCUAUAGCUGUACCAAAUGCACAAAAGUAUUCGUAAAUCGAGGAAACCUCAUCAAUCACAGCGUCGAAUGUCACGGAAACGUGAAAAGUCUCACCUGCGACAUCUGCUCCAAAACGUUCAAGUACAACGUACAGCUACGAAUCCAUCUGAGGACCCACUCCGGUGAACGGCCGCACACCUGCGAAAUUUGCCACCGAGGUUUCUCGCAGCUAUCGAACCUCCGCUCCCAUCGGAAGAUCCACUCGAAGGUCAAACCGUACAAGUGUCAGUACUGCCUGAAGAGCUUCACCAUGCCGGAAAGCCUUACGGCGCACAGCAUGAAGUGCGUCAAGGACAAGUAUCGCUGCAUGCUGUGCUCCAAAUCGUUCGCCAAGGAAGGCAACCUGACCUCACAUCUACAGUGCCACACCAAGGGCGUGAUCGAGAAGAACUUCAAGUGCGAGAUGUGCCCAAAAAGCUUCCGCAACAAAGAGGACUGGAAGCGGCACGUGCGUGUUCAUACGGGUGAAAAGCCCUACAUUUGCGACAUUUGUCAGAAAGGUUUUGCCCAGAAGGCAAACUUGCUUUCGCACCGUAAGACUCACCUCAAGCCAAAUAUCAUCUUCAAGUGUGAGAAGUGUGAUAAGGUUUGUCGAACCCAAAAGCUACUGGAGCUACACAUUCUAAAAUGCGGAACCGGUGCCGAUGUUUCAUCGCCAAUUUCAUCGGUUCCAACACCGACUCCACCGUUAACGACGCCACCUCCACAACCUAGCCAUGGUCAACAUGGGCAUCCAGCCCCAACGGUUACGCCCACCCUUGAAGCCCUCUCCGAUUUGCUGCGGUACGAGAUAGCCCUACGAGCGCCGACAGAACUUCAGGAGAUCCUGCUGGCUACCAUGGAGAAAAAGAAGGCAGCUCAGGAAAAACAUCGUUCGACCACCGUUCAAUCAUCAUCUUCUCCAGCACCGUCAAUGGCAUCGCCAACUCCCACGGCAACCACCGCGGCCGCCCCAUCCGUUUCUUCCACCAGUCGCCAGUAUCGGUGCGAUGUUUGCUUCAAGAUCUACACCCAGUAUGCCAGUUUGGUGAAGCAUCGGAAGCUGCACUUCAAAACGGCCCGGGACCGGAGCAAAACCACCGGUACCGGUGCGGCCGAGGAGGCUGAUGACCGGCCCUACAACUGUGAUAUAUGCGGGAAGAAUUUCAAAUUCAAUCGGAACCUGAAGGUUCACAUGAAGCUACACACCAAAGCAAACGGCUGUUACAAGUGCGACAAAUGCAGCGACACAUUCGAAACGCCGGAACGCUUAAAACAGCACCUGGCGGAGCAUCCGAUCGAUGUGGAGAAAAUCUUCAAUUUCAAUAACAACAUUGACGCAGUUUCGGUCGCAAUUCCCGGAUGUGAUCAUCUUGAACAAGUUGUGGUGCGAAUCAGGAAUCAGUGUCGAUACAUCUACCUGUGUUGUGUAUACUUCAGGCCAAAUAGCGAAACUUCUUUAUAUGCGUCUCACAUGUCUGCUCUUGAUCACAUAAUGAACAUUGCUACUAGCCAGGACAUUAUCGUCGUAGCUGGGGAUUACAAUCUACCCAAUCUAAAUUGGAGCUUUGAUGAAGAUUCGAAUGGAUUCUUGCCGGUGAACGCCUCCACUGAGCAGGAGCUAGCUGUGAUAGAAUCAACAAUAGCUUCUGGGUUGUCUCAGAUGUGCUCGCUCGUCAACGCAAAUGGAAGAAUUCUCGACCUUAUGUUCAUGAAUAGACCUGAUCUUGCCGAAGUUGUACACCCACCACGUGCAAUUUUGUGCACUGACCGACAUCACCAUCCGUGUGUAAUGAUAGUGCAUUAUUUAUCUGAUGAGUUUAUGGACACCGCAUGUUCCCACCAGCAAAAUUUGGAUUUUACGCAUUGCGAUACAGAUCAUGUUAUUGAACUGUUGAUGAACAUGAACUGGCAAGCAGAGCUUGGAGAUCUGAGUGUAGAUGACGCGGUAUCUACCUUCUACUAUCAUAUGUGGGAGAUUUUACGAGCGCACACACCUCCUAGACGAUUGCGCCGACAAAAGACCUAUAAUCAACCUUGGUGGAACUCUGAACUUCGGAGAAAACGUAACGUUGUUCGUAAAGCCCGCAAACGAUACUUUCGAGACAAGACUGAUGAAAACAAAUUAUCCCUCUCUAGACUAGAGACUGAAUAUUCGGCAAUUCGUAACGCUGCUUUUGAUCAGUAUAUUUUGAACAUCGAACGUAACGUUAAACAAGAUCCUUCUUCAUUCUGGAAAUAUAUCAAUAGUCGUCGACUUGGAAAUUCUAUUCCUUCAUCUCUAACGUUUCAAGAACGGACAUCGGAAAGCGUUAAGGAUUCUGCUGGUUUGUUUGCCGAAUUUUUCAGUAGCGUGUACAGCUCACUCUCUCCGAACUGCACUAAUGAUUACUUUGGAACACUGCAAAACCGUGACAUUAGACUCCCGCAGCCCUUAUUUUCAGACCAGGAGGUUCUAAAAGUAUUAGUAUCUAUGGAUUCUUCGAAAGGUUCAGGGCCUGAUGGGAUCCCAACGUCGUUGGUCUCGAGAAUUGCUGUAUCACUUGCCACGCCACUUAGCAUGAUUUUCAAUCUAUCGAUAUUGGAAGGUGUCUUUCCUGCUCUUUGGAAAAUGGCAUCUAUUUUCCAAUUCAUAAGUCUGGAAACGCUCAUCGUGUUGAAAAUUACCGACCAAUAUCCAUUCUCUGCUGUUUCUCCAAAGUAUUUGAAGUCCUGA
Messenger RNA from Uranotaenia lowii, 4000 nucleotides. RefSeq lists its product as uncharacterized. Gene Ontology annotation, cellular component: nucleus. Gene Ontology annotation, biological process: regulation of transcription by RNA polymerase II. NCBI's taxonomy places the organism in Eukaryota, Metazoa, Arthropoda, Insecta, Diptera, Culicidae. Gene Ontology annotation, molecular function: DNA-binding transcription factor activity; zinc ion binding; RNA polymerase II cis-regulatory region sequence-specific DNA binding. The transcript is spliced from 7 exons. The coding region runs from base 542 to 4000 and encodes 1152 amino acids. The record is from RefSeq and is a predicted model, not a curated record.